Messenger RNA from Diceros bicornis minor, 5291 nucleotides. RefSeq names its product RB binding protein 5, histone lysine methyltransferase complex subunit (gene RBBP5). Lineage: Eukaryota; Metazoa; Chordata; Mammalia; Perissodactyla; Rhinocerotidae. The transcript is spliced from 14 exons. The record is from RefSeq and is a predicted model, not a curated record. Gene Ontology annotation, molecular function: protein binding. The coding region runs from base 134 to 1750 and encodes 538 amino acids. Gene Ontology annotation, cellular component: Set1C/COMPASS complex.
UCUCAGCCAGAAAGUCUCCGGAGCUUGCGCCAGGCUGCUUGCGGCGCCCCCAACUUAGACGCAGUUGUUGGAAGCGGGCGGGGGAGGAGGCGUCGUUGCUGGAGCUGAGACCAGACGGCCAGAGUGCUCAGGGAUGAACCUCGAGUUGCUAGAGUCCUUUGGACAGAAUUAUCCAGAGGAAGCUGAUGGAACUUUGGAUUGUAUCAGCAUGGCGCUGACUUGCACCUUUAACAGGUGGGGCACGCUGCUUGCAGUUGGCUGUAAUGAUGGCCGAAUUGUCAUCUGGGAUUUCUUGACAAGAGGCAUUGCUAAAAUAAUUAGUGCACACAUCCAUCCAGUCUGUUCUUUAUGCUGGAGUCGAGAUGGUCAUAAGCUCGUGAGUGCUUCCACUGAUAACAUAGUGUCACAGUGGGACGUUCUUUCAGGCGACUGCGACCAGAGGUUUCGAUUCCCUUCACCCAUCCUAAAAGUCCAGUAUCAUCCGAGAGAUCAGAACAAGGUUCUCGUGUGUCCCAUGAAAUCUGCUCCUGUCAUGUUGACCCUUUCAGAUUCCAAGCAUGUUGUCUUGCCGGUCGACGACGACUCUGAUCUGAACGUGGUUGCAUCUUUUGAUAGGCGAGGGGAAUAUAUCUAUACAGGAAAUGCAAAAGGCAAGAUUUUGGUCCUAAAAACAGAUUCUCAGGAUCUUGUUGCUUCCUUCAGAGUAACAACUGGAACAAGCAAUACCACGGCCAUUAAGUCAAUAGAGUUUGCCCGGAAGGGGAGUUGCUUUUUAAUUAACACAGCAGAUCGAAUAAUCAGAGUUUAUGAUGGCAGAGAAAUCUUAACCUGUGGAAGAGAUGGAGAGCCUGAACCCAUGCAAAAAUUACAGGACUUGGUGAAUAGGACCCCGUGGAAGAAAUGUUGUUUCUCUGGGGAUGGGGAAUACAUAGUGGCAGGUUCAGCCCGGCAGCAUGCCCUGUACAUAUGGGAGAAGAGCAUUGGCAACCUGGUGAAGAUUCUCCACGGGACGAGAGGGGAGCUCCUCUUGGAUGUAGCUUGGCAUCCUGUUCGACCCAUCAUAGCAUCCAUUUCUAGUGGAGUGGUGUCUAUCUGGGCACAAAAUCAAGUAGAAAAUUGGAGUGCAUUUGCACCAGACUUCAAAGAGUUGGAUGAAAAUGUAGAAUAUGAGGAAAGGGAAUCAGAGUUUGAUAUUGAAGAUGAAGAUAAGAGUGAGCCUGAGCAGACAGGGGCUGAUGCUGCAGAGGAUGAGGAAGUGGAUGUCACCAGUGUGGACCCUAUUGCUGCCUUCUGUAGCAGUGAUGAAGAGCUGGAAGAUUCAAAGGCUCUAUUAUAUUUACCCAUUGCCCCUGAGGUAGAAGACCCAGAAGAAAAUCCUUAUGGCCCCCCACCAGAUGCAGUCCAAACCUCCUUGAUGGACGAAGGGGCUAGUUCAGAGAAGAAGAGGCAGGCUUCAGCAGAUGGGUCCCAGCCACCUAAGAAGAAACCCAAAACAACCAAUAUAGAACUUCAAGGAGUACCAAAUGAUGAAGUCCAUCCACUACUGGGUGUGAAGGGGGAUGGCAAAUCCAAGAAGAAGCAAGCAGGCCGGCCUAAAGGAUCAAAAGGUAAAGAGAAAGAUUCUCCAUUUAAACCGAAACUCUACAAAGGGGACAGAGGUUUACCUCUGGAAGGAUCAGCGAAGGGUAAAGUGCAGGCGGAACUCAGCCAGCCCUUGACAGCAGGGGGAGCAAUCUCAGAACUGUUAUGAAGACCCUUGAAGUUCUUCGUUUUUCCCUACUUUGCCAUCAUGUGGCCUCUGGACACCGUGGUCAGUCAUUUGAGAUUGACUUUAAUUUAAAACAAAGGCCUCUGCUGCCCACCCAGGAGGUGGAAGGAGUGAAUUUUAUGUUUGAAUGAAGAAGUGAAUUAUGGAAGAAGAGUAUACGUCCCUUCUCUUUCAAGCAUAAGUCCAAAUAGGCUCUCAGGAACGAGGAUUUGUGAAGACGUCAGAUGGGAGUUUUGACUCAUUUGAACUUUAAUACUUAAGUUGCUGGAGAAAAGAUACCUGUUUUGCUCAACUAAUUUUGUUGUACCCAGCAUCGUUUCCUGUCUCCUAUUUGCCUUCCAUCCUCAGUGCAUGUCCUUGAGUGACUUGUCCUAGCUGAAAUUCUGCUACCGGUAUCCAGAAAAACUUCUAUUGCCUCGUCUUUCUCCCUUUUUUAAACUUACCCUCUCACGAGAUACCUCCUGUAUUUCCAUUUGGUGUACAAAGGAUGGGCAGAGAAGAAAGUGCUUGAAAGAUUUCAAGUUUUCAGAAAGGGAAGAAAGAUAAGAAAGUUCCCCUUUUCUUCACAGGCCGGGUUUGGCUUGGGAGUGGGGCCAUGAGAUGUCAGGGUGUCACUUUGUUUCCUUUCGGUGCAUGUUCCCCUCCGGCGUUGGUUCAUUCUCAUUGAUCAUGGUUUUUGAAGAUAGCUAGUUCCAUCUGUCUCCAGCGAAGAAUCAUCAGUUGUUGAUCUUGCUUUCCCUGUGCUGGCUUCCAGAGAUGGAAACAGACGAGGCGUCUCCUGACAAGCUACUCUUGCACUGGGUUGGGAGUGUAAGCCAGGACUAGAGGAAGACCGUCCAGGAGCAGGGCAGCAACAGCACAGUGCAAAUCCAAGAUCGAGCAAAGUUGUUUUAUCACUGCUGUGGCUCUCUGCCCUUCCAUCAGUCAUUGCAUUCUUCCCUUGUUUCCAUGCUCCUUUUCCUUCCACGGUAUUUUCAGUCACUUCCUUUCUGUGAAAGGUUGCUUAGCUUUUUAAAAAAUUUUUAAUUUUUACUUUUGCUGUUCUUUAUAUAAAAAGUAGCAGAUUAGAUGGAUGUGUACAUUAGGUGUUUGAAAUUGUCUGAAAAUCCAGAGUCAAGAGCCAGGUGUGGCAAGGGCUCACUCAGGUCUCUGAGCAGAGCUUUCAGCUGACCAGAAGUGCUUCAUCGGGAUCGUCACGUUCACAGUAUUUUCCAAGGAGAGUUCAAACACUGUGCUUAUUGUGAAAUCUCUCAUCAGCUGUGGAUGCUCCUAUAGGUAGCCAGACACAUUGAUUACCUUUCGGAUUUUAGGAUAGAAAUCCAAGUAGAACACAUCAGUAAGAGCCUGUUUCUCCCAUCCCAUCUUCUAGAAUCACAAUACUCAGUAACUGAAGUAAGAGCUCUCCUUGAGUCUGUUGUAAAAUGUCUAUAUUUUUAGAUGCCACUACUUUUUUCUAAAAUGCUUGUUUUGUGAAUUUCAUUUCAUAUUUCACUUCAGACCAGUGGUUGAAAUUGGUAGGUCUCUCCUGAGACCUGUUUCUAUUUUGCAGACAUUCUUUCCAUUCCUUGUCUCUCUGGACUGUCCACUGCAUUAGUGCGCAGACUGUGUGAUACAGAAGGUUUCUGCCUUGUCCCCGUGUGCAUGGUAGCUCGUGUCCUCUACCUGUGCAUGUGGAUGUUUGUGCUGUGUCCACCUCCGCAACUGGCCACAGGGAAGAUCAACUUCAGCCCUGUCAGAUUGUCCCUGGCAGCAGCUACUAAUAAUUAUUCAUGCUUUGGAAUUUUUUUCAGUUCUUAAAACCCUUUGUCCAUUUCAGUUUCAUUUUCUCAAUUUGUACAAUAUAUGCAUAUUCUCUUCUUCCCUUUUGUCACCCGCCCCGUUUUGUUUUUUAAUGUUCUCUAGUUUUGUACAAGAUGAGACUUAGCCUUGGGUACUUCUUGCUGAAGCUUUAAUGCGUUGUAAAUAAAAUUGGAUGUUUAUUAAAGAACAGGGGUAGGUGCUUGUUUGUAGACACUGGUCACAUCUCAAACUCACCAGCCACUUUGCCAUGUACGAUGGAGAAAUGCGCUUACUCUGUUGAUGUGAGAUCUUCUUUCUGUUUGGAAAUACAGAGCUGGGAAGGGUAGUGGGGGUCAGGUAGUCCAGAUUUCUGCCUCUAGACAAGAUUAUAAAUAAACGAUUUAAACAAAAAGUUGGUGUUAAAAAGAUCAUCUAGGAACGAUCUCUCUUCAAAUUCUGUAACUCAGUAUAAGUGUGUGUACCUACUCUGUAGAGGCCACAGUGCCUCGAGGCCUUCUGGAGGUUACAAAAACGCAUGCGAAGAGGUUCCUGCCUUGCAACGAUCUUUCUUGAAGUUUAAGUGCAGUUAAAUUCCUCUGUAUUAGCCUUCUCCCCGCUGCCUUGAUUAAAUAGCUUCGAAAUCCAUUGAAUACUCAUCGUCUCCUAAAGAAUAAGAUGUUUCAUAAAGUUUCUGUCUUUGAUUUUAAUCAUCACCAAAUCUGAGUUGGUAUUUACUAAUCUUUUUUGUCACAUGACUGAGAAUCUGUCUUUGACAUCAUAGCGGUUUCCUAGCAACCUUGGCCCCAGUGAAUGGUGAGCUCCUCUGUUCUAGAGGGUGAAGGGAGUAGGCCGAGAAGCAGGGAGAAUGAGGUGUCCUCUCCCCCAGAGUAGACCCUUGGUGCCCUUGGGGAGGAGGAGUGCCUGGCAAGGGGAGAGGCGCUGCGUUGGAUAUUGCCUGUCUUGCUGAUCAACAUUCAGAUUCUAAAAGGGCUCUGGGCCCUUAUCUUCAUAAAUUUUCAUUUCUGUUUAAAAUUCCUUAUACAUGAACAGGGUUUCACACUUUAUAAAGUGUUUUCAUGUACAGUUUUAUCACAUGAUGCUCCAAGUGACCUUCCUGCAAUAGGCAAGGAGGUCUUAAUUUACAAAGGAGGAAGUAGAAAUAGAAAUGCAGGAAGGAUAAGUCACUUGCCUCCGAGUCCAGAGUUCUUGAUCCUUUUUAUAGGAGGUUUAGGAGCAUUUAAAGUUAAUAAUAACUUAAUUCAAGUUAAUCCUCUCCUUUUUUUAGACUUGGUAUUUGAUUUCUUAUUUGGUCAGAUUUAACUGCGAUUUUGAAACCUUUUAAUUUAGAUUCCACAGUUUGGAGGGGAGGGGAAAGGGUGAGGAAGAGUAUGGCUUUGCUAUGCAUUUGAGGUAAUUUGGAGAUUCGCUUCAGCUUCCGACGUCUUUUCAUCUUUGUCUUCCCAAGAGGUGGAUUUAAAUAUUCAUUAAAAGGAUGUAAAAAGAAUGGACUGGUAACGUGGUUGUUGACAAGCAGAGAUAAUAAAGGAGCAACAUUGUGACUUGUUUUCCUGCCCUGUGGCCUCGCCUGUUGAUAAGGACUGGACUUUUGUAAGUGGCACUGUUUUGUUGACAGCGCAUGCAUCCUAUCUUUUGACUUUGAAGGAUAUCUCAUGUUGAAGGAAUAAGGUUAUGAUAUCGUAAAGGAUUCAACUGGAAUAGCUUGGGGUGCUGGCUGUGGGUGCUG